AUGGACAAGUUCGCGUCUGAAGAGGAAAGAGAGUCCAGUGAUGGCUUUGAAAUAGUCCUGCACGAUACGGAGGAUGCGCUUGUGCAGAACGCAGAGCUAUUGGAGACAUACACAGUGGAGUGCGAUAACUUGACAGAUAAGCCGUGGAACAAGCCGGGAGAAGACAUAACAGACUACUUUAACUACGGGUUCAAUGAGCACACAUGGAAGGAGUACCUAGCCAAGCAGAAAAGGCUCAGAGACGAGUACCACACCAAGCCCAGAAAAAAAGACAGAGAAAGAGACUGGAGGGACGAUAGAAGAAGAAAGCUGUAA
Molecule: messenger RNA, 315 nt
Organism: Nematocida minor
Lineage: Eukaryota; Fungi; Microsporidia
Exons: 1
Coding region: 1-315 (104 amino acids)
Cellular component (GO): mRNA cleavage and polyadenylation specificity factor complex
Molecular function (GO): RNA binding
Source: RefSeq, a predicted model, not a curated record